Molecule: messenger RNA, 2267 nt
Organism: Anopheles funestus (African malaria mosquito)
Lineage: Eukaryota; Metazoa; Arthropoda; Insecta; Diptera; Culicidae
Gene: Fpgs1
Product: folylpolyglutamate synthase, mitochondrial
Exons: 5
Coding region: 617-2200 (527 amino acids)
Biological process (GO): tetrahydrofolylpolyglutamate biosynthetic process
Cellular component (GO): cytosol; cytoplasm; mitochondrion
Molecular function (GO): tetrahydrofolylpolyglutamate synthase activity; ATP binding
Source: RefSeq, a predicted model, not a curated record
CACUACGGGGAAUAACAACUCUGUUUAGCGAGUUAACUCAAAGCGAAUGAGCCGUUAUACGGAGCCAACUCAUUACCGAUUCAUUUUGAAGUUAAUAAUAUAAAUAUAAUAUAAACGUGCACAAAGCAAACCUUGCACAUAUGGACGUACAUACAGUCUUUCUGGACAUACAGUUUCUGGAUAACACAGAUAAUGUACAGAGAAAUGAAAAUUAUAGGGCGGCGGCGAGCACACUUUAGUGAAUCGAGCAAGCGAGUAUGAAAUGUGGAAACUUACCAAAAAUUGAUAUAAAAUCACGCGCCAUCGAGAACUCUAUCUUCGAUACUAUAAACAUAAAACAUUCGUCGGAAUAAAAAUACUUCAACUUGUUUGCGGUACAUGGCCUUACCUGGUGCGUUUUAAUAAAUCAUAACACAAAAAUAUAAACAACGCUGAUAAGUAAGCGUUUAUCAGUUCUUCCCCGUUCCGAGUAUGAAAACGUGAAGCAUUUGUAAAGAAAUUAAACAUCUCAAUAGUUGCGACCUUAGUUCAAAGUGCUAUUUAGUGGUAGUAUAAAACUAUCGUACUGAUGAUACAAAAAAAAUCACAUCGAACCGUUAAAUGAUCGCAGAUACUGAUGCUUCGGUGGGCAAAAUUUUAUCUUUACUGUAGAUUAACUGUGGCCAGACCUGCGCAUGAGGUGGUGGCAUCGAUGCCAUUAUUCAAUGUUUCUUGUGGUAAAAUGCUGCCUUUUUCUACUGUACACGCUUCCGGCGAUUCUGUCACUCUUGAACAGAAUUAUGAAAAUGCAAUUUCCUCGUUGAACUCGCUGCAAUCCAACUUUAGUGUUCUACAAGACUCUGUACACCGAAAGCACAAGGAUGACUGCAGGCAUAUUAAUGAUACGAUACUAUAUUUAGAACGCGUUGGGCUUUCCUUGCAUAGUCUUGAUAAGCUACCGGCGAUACACGUGUCGGGAACCAAGGGAAAGGGAUCAACUUGCGCAAUGGUAGAAUCAAUCUUGAGGUCAAAUGGUUAUCGCACCGGUUUUUUCAGCUCACCACAUUUAGUUUCUGUAACGGAACGGGUACGCUUGAAUGGAAUGCCGGUUUCAACUGAUAAAUUUAGUGCACACUUUUGGAGGAUCUAUAAUCAACUGCUUGCAUCGCGGGAGCAUAUUCGAGACAUGCCUUCAUAUUUCUGUUUUCUGACCAUUCUGGCAUUUGAUAUUUUUAUACGAGAAUCUGUUGAUGUUUGCAUUGUAGAGGUUGGCAUUGGCGGUAGAUAUGACUGUACGAAUGUGCUACGAAAAACUAAUACAGUGGGUAUAACUUCGCUUGGAUUGGAGCAUACAAAACUGUUGGGCAAUAAGUUGGAGGAAAUUGCCUGGCAAAAGGCUGGUAUCAUAAAGCCCAGUUCAGACGUGUUUACAAUUCCUCAACCUAUACAAUGCAUCGAAGUGAUUGAGCACGAAUGUAACCAGGCAAAGGCCAAAUUACACAUAGUACCACCAAGUUUGCAUGAAUAUAUUUGGGCCCAAAAAACUUCACUGAUGGAAGAUACGUGCAACAUCGUUCAAAUGAAUACUUCAUUAGCCAUUCAGAUAGCAACGAACUGGAUGCACAAAACGGAACAAAUUGCACAGAAUAGUGAACCAUUGUUUGUAACAAAGGAGACCAUUGCAGGCAUUGAGGAUUGCUUUUGGCCAGGACGUUUCCAGCGGAUAUCAUAUGAUUCACAAAAAACACUUUUUCUUGAUGGUGCUCAUACAGUCGAAAGUAUGGAACUAUGUGCCCGUUGGUUUAAUGACAAAUCUAAAAGCGAUCACAAACGUCUGCUAAUUUUUAACACAACCGGAGACAGAGACUCUAUAAAAUUGCUAUCGACUCUAUUAGCCACAAUAACAUUCGAUGCAGCAUUUUUUGUUCCAAACGUAGCGUUUUCUGGUGCUAUGCGAGCUGAUGCCAUUAAUCAUAAUUUCCCUUUCGAGCAUCAAAUGCAACGAUGUAGAGAAAACUAUGUUUAUUGGGCUGAAACGAUGAAAAAUAAGUACGGGUUUGUGCAUGAAUCGGUUGACUCUGUAUUUACACAAAUUGAUACAGAGCUUACGCGGGAGUUAGAGGAUUACGAUAUUUUAAUCACUGGAUCAGUGCAUUUGAUAGGAGCCGUCUUGACAGCACUUAAACUGGAGUGUUAUACUCAUACAUCACGUAAGAAAUGAUUUUUUUGGGAUAGAAUUAUUUUUAAAUGUGACAAUAAACGCUCGCAUGGAUUGUUGAAGUAUAUAA